AUGAAAAGACUCCGAGUCUCGUUGUAUCAAGCAAUCAAGAAAAGAAUUGACACGCAAAGAAAGGGAGCACAGUUGCAAGGGAACCAUAAGUACGAGCGUUCCAUCCGAGAACGCAUGCACAAUUUGGCAUUCCAGCAAGUCGGAAACACAAACAAAGGCGAAUAUGACGCGGACAAAGCGUUGGUAGUCGCUCGUGUUAUUCAACAGAUACGUGAUGGUGUCAACGGUGGUAUCGAUGGGCAAGACGGAGUCUUGUUUAUUCAGCAAUACUAUCUGAAUAAAGGACUGAAGAUAUUCAAGGAGCGAGGUAAAGACACGGCCAUGAAAGAACUUGACCAACUGAUCAAGCGCAGUUGCUGGAUGUUAGAAUAA
Cylindrotheca closterium is the source of this 372-nucleotide messenger RNA. Lineage: Eukaryota; Bacillariophyta; Bacillariophyceae; Bacillariales; Bacillariaceae. The record is from the annotation of a GenBank genome assembly.